Messenger RNA from Sorex araneus (European shrew), 5886 nucleotides. RefSeq names its product inositol 1,4,5-triphosphate receptor associated 1 (gene IRAG1). The record is from RefSeq and is a predicted model, not a curated record. Lineage: Eukaryota; Metazoa; Chordata; Mammalia; Eulipotyphla; Soricidae. The coding region runs from base 225 to 2795 and encodes 856 amino acids. The transcript is spliced from 21 exons.
CGGGCAGUGAGGCAGCCAGAGGCUUCUCAGCUCCGAGCUCCGGAGCCAGAAGUAACAUUGACCUUAAAUGGUAAAAGCUCCCCAGAGUGAAGAGAGGCUGGCCAGCCAGAGGAAAGAGGAAUAACUCAGUUUUAGCCUGCAGAGUCCAGGCUUCUUGGACCAUCCUUGGGGCUGACACAGAGGAGGUUCCAGGCACACGUGGCCACUCCAGCCAGGAGGCUGCCAUGCCCCAUAUUCCUGAAGAUGAAGAGCCCCCCGGAGAUCCUCAGUCAGUCCAGAGCCCUGCUGGCCAAGGCUCUCCUUCUGUAGGAAUAUCUUGCAACCCACCCACCAUCAUCCUCACUGGGGAUGCCAGUUCACCGGAAGGAGAAACUGACAAAAACCUGGCCAACAGAGCUCCCAGUCCCCACAGGAGGCCUUCUCACCGACACUUGAAGGUUUCCACUGCUUCACUGACUUCUGUGGACCCUGCAGGGCACGUAAUUGACCUGGUGAAUGACCAGCUGCCGGAUAUCAGCAUCUCAGAGGAAGACAAGAAGAAAAACCUGGCGCUGCUAGAAGAAGCCAAGUCAGUGAGUGAGCGCUUCCUGACAAGGCGCGGGAGGAAGUCCCGGAGCAGCCCUGGAGACUCCCCCUCAGCUGUCUCCCCAAACCUCAGCCCCGGAGGUUCUCCUGUGUCCUCUCGGAGCAACUCACUCACCAUUCCUGCACCGCCUGGUCUGGACGCAUGCUCACAAUCCCCACUCCCUGGAGCCCAGCCACAGAAGGGAAAUGAGGCCGAAGUUUCUUCACCUUACCUGGGCGAGCCUCCUGUUCCCAAAGGGCUAGCUGACCGGAAGCAGAAUGACCAGAGGAAAGUGUCUCAAGGCAGGUUGACUCCUCGGUCUCCCACCGUUGAGAAGUCCAAAGACAUUGCAAUAGACCAAAAGGAAAACUUUGAUCCCCUCCAGCACCCGGAGGCCACUGCCAGAAGCCCUAUUCCAGGCACAGGCAGUGGGAAAAUGGCCCUGAACAGCCCCAGCCCUGGGCCUGUGGAGGGUGAGCCUGGAAAGUUGCUCCCGAAGACAGCCAGGGAGGGCAACCCUCUGCCCAGGAGCCCUGCCCAGAGCUCUGGAGGGGCAGCUCUCCCGGCCCCCCAGGGAAAAGGCACAGCCGGAGAGCCAACAGGAUCUAAAGCGAACUCUAAAUCUGAGCUGCGGCCUCCUGGAUCCAGGCCCCCCUUGCAGCGGGGAGUGUCCUGGGACAGUGGCCCCGAAGAGUCUGGCCCUCGUGUACAGAAAGUGCUUGCCAAGCUCCCCAUGGGAGAGGAAGAGAAACGUUUUGCAGGCAAAGCCGGCAGCAAACUGGCCAAGACACCUGGACUCAAAGACUUACAGAUCCAAGUGCAGCCUGUGAGGAUGCAGAAGCUGACCAAGCUCCGUGAGGAGCACAUCCUGAUGAGAAAUCAGAACUUAGUGGGACUCAAGCUUCCGGAACUUAGCGAAGCAGCUGAGCAGGAGAAAGGCACCCCUUCUGAACUCAGCCCAGCUCUUGAGGAAGAAGAGUCAAAGAGUGGCUUGGAGGUCAUGCCCAAUAUUUCUGAUGUGCUGUUGCGCAAACUGCGGGUCCACAAGUCUCUCCCUGGAAGUGGUCCUCCACUUACAGAAAAAGAAGUUGAGAACGUGUUUGUACAACUGUCCUUGGCCUUUAGAAAUGACAGCUACACUCUGGAGUCUAGAAUUAACCAGGCUGAAAGGGAACGGAAUCUGACUGAGGAGAACACAGAGAAGGAACUGGAAAACUUCAAAGCCUCCCUUACGUCCUCAGCUUCCCUGUGGCAUCACUAUGAGCAUCGAGAGACAUACCAGAAGCUUCUGGAGGACAUCGCUGUGCUGCACCGCCUGGCUGCCCGCCUGUCCAGCCGAGCUGAGAUGGUGGGGGCUGUCCGCCAGGAAAAGCGCAUGUCAAAGGCCACCGAAGUGAUGAUGCAGUAUGUAGAGAACCUUAAGAGGACAUAUGAGAAGGAUCACGCGGAGCUCAUGGAGUUUAAAAAGCUUGCAAAUCAAAAUUCAAGUCGUAGCUGUGGCCCCUCUGAAGAUGGGGUCCCACGCACAGCACGAUCCAUGUCCCUCACACUGGGAAAGAACAUGCCUCGCCGGAGGGUCAGUGUUGCUGUGGUUCCCAAGUUCAAUGCCCUGAAUCUUCCAGGCCAGUCUUCCACUGCAUCACCCAUCCCCUCCUUACCAGCCCUGUCAGAAUCACCCAAUGCGAAAGGCAACCUUCCCGUCACCUCAACACUGCCUGCACUUUUGGAAAAUGGAAAGACAAAUGGGGACUCAGAUUGUGAACUGCCUGUUCCUGUGCCCACUCCAAGCUGCCCGGAGGAGAUUAGCCAGGAGACCAAGACCAGGGUGGAGGAUGAAGCCUACAACAAGGGGUACCAGGAAGGUCUAAAGAGGACCAAGGAGCUUCAAGAGCUGAAGGAGGAGGAAGAAGAACCAAAGAGUGAGAAUCCUGAAGAACCCGAAGAAGUCGAAGAAACUGAAGAGGAGGAAAAGGACAAGAGAAGCAGCAAACUUAAAGAAUUGGUUCAUUUCUUACAAGUCAUGUAUCCCAAACUGUGUCAGCAUUGGCAAGUCAUCUGGAUGAUGGCUGCGGCAAUGUUUGUCUUGACUGUCAUUCUGGGGCUCUACAAUUCCUAUAACUCUAGUGUGGAGCAGGCUGAAGUGUCCUCUGGGAUAUCUUCCUGCUCUGCAGCCCAAUGGAACUCCUGGUGGGGCUCAGGACUCCAGCAUGAGCAGCCUACAGAGCAGUAGAACCUCUGAUGCCAGCCAGCGGCCUCCUGCAGCACACAGCCUCCUGCCUUUCCCCAGAGCACUGUGUCAGGCCCAGGUGUGGGCAUACUGCUUCCUGCUCAUCAGGGAAGGAAGAGGGGUUCUUCUGAAGUGAGUACCCUGAGGGAGCCAUCCAUACAGUACUUGGUGUUCUUGGAGGAUCAACAUAAAUGCCCUGGGAAAGAUUCCGGUGGAAAAUGAAGUCACCUUCAUCAAAGAACUCUUCACAGAAGGGAAGGUCACCUACCCCUGCUCACAGGGGAAGUAAAGCACCUUCUCUGCAAGGAAGAGCAAGAAGCUCACUCCUUCAUUUUCCAUUCCUGCAAUCAGAAAUCAGGAAGAAUUGUGAUGAAAGGCCAACUGUAAUCCAAAGGAUCAGACCUGGAAUUUGGAGUUACAGCAUGACUGUCUUCCCAUUUCCCAUCUCAUUUUCAUUGGCUCAUCUUCAACCUCCCCUUCAUUCCCUGAGAAUCAGAGUUUCUUUUUACAGACAUAGGAAAGAUGUCUUGAACAAUACUUAGGCUAAGUUAACUCUGUUUUGAAAUGGGGAUGUAUGUGUUAAUAUAUAUAUAUAUAUGCAUUUGUAAACAAACAGACACACACAUACCACCAGACAUAGCACACCUGUGCAUGAAGCCAACAACCCUCCAAGCAUAAACUCCAAAUGUGUGUCCUGGAUAAAGAAAAUUCAUAUAAAAACCAACCCACAGAUUUUCACAAGGUGUGAACAGUCACCAAGCACCAGUUCAGUGAGCUCUUCACAUGUGUUUAUAAUCUUAUGGCUUCAAUGGCAAACUUGUUGGUCCCCAUUUCUAAUGUGGGUUCUAAGCUGCUGUAUAACACAGGUUGAUUUCUAUUUGUUCUCUUUAUCUAUGAGCAGUUAACUGCCUCUGAGGUGAAUGAAGAUACACUGUGUGCUUUCAGCUUUCCUGAGUUCACAUACAAGUGUGCGGUUGCCUCUUAGUGCUUCAGUUCAAAUGGAAUUUCUUCCCAAAUACACACUUAAGAGUGUUCCCAAUUGUUUAGCAUAAAACCAAAAGCACAUCCCAUCUAUAAUUUGACCUCUCACACCAUCUCUAUUGCAACUACCUUUUUAUUCAUCCCUCAUGAGCUUGGAGGGGUUGUAGGCUUCUGGGUAAAUUUUAUUAUAAUUGUUUUUGUUUUUAUUUUUAUUUUGUUAUAAAUAUUGUUUGAUUUGGUCACUAACAUCCAUAUAGAAUAUAUAUGAGCCAAAUACUGUUCUAGAUAUUAUCACUAUGAGGUGGUUCCCACUCUUGCCAUUUUCGGACAAGUUUGUUGAGUAACACACCAAAAGUUCCAGCAAGUCAACGAGGAUAUGAAGUUAAUAAAUCAAGGAGCUAGACGUCCAGUCCAAUAGACCGGAUAAAGGGCCUAUAUUCUAAUCCCUGUACAAAACUGCUUCCUUCAAAGAUCUGAGCUAAACACCUUCCAUUCCAGUCCCCAUUUUCCAAAGUGGCCCUUCAGCCCCUCCAACCAUUUCUGGUUCCCAGACAAUCCUGUGUUUUUGGUCACAGCUCUGUACCUCCACUCAUUAGUUUUCUUUCUGGUAUUUCAUAUUCUGAUCACACUCUAGGACCAAGUACAAAUGUCAUUCUCUCCUUACAGAUAGUGAUGCUCUCUCACCAAUUUCCAUAUAUGACAUGUUGUUGGACACAUUCUCAUCUGUGUUUUCUGGCACUUUCCAACAUUUUCAUUACUGACAUUUAAGACAGUAUAUCACAAUGACUUAUUUAGGUGUUUGUCUAUCCUGGCACUUUUUAUCAAAGACAAGAACCAUAUCUCACCCAUUAUCUGAGUGAGUGCCUAGCAUGGCAAUUGAUGCUUGGAAGAACAUCAUUAAAUGUUGGUUAAAAGAGCAAGUGAAUGUCCAGGUGACAGAGAGAAUUCUGAGCAUAGCUGGCAUUUUGCAUACUUUCAGGACAAGUCCUUUCACCACCACUGUAUCAAUGAGAAAAAAUAUUUUGACUAGCCUCAUUUAUCCUAAUAUUUUCAAAAUAAUCAGAGAAUAGGAGUGCAACCCAAUGAGCAAUGCUAUUUCUAAGUUCAGGGGCUAGGUUUGACACAAAAAUUCCUUUAAGAAAGACUCCCCUUAAUUAGACCCUACUUCAAAACAGAAUGUUUAUAUAAGGAGUGUGUGUGUGUGUGUGUGUUGUGGGAGAGAGGUCCUUUACAGUGCUAAAGAAAUUACUAUGAGAGAAACCCAGGCCAGAGUUUACCAAGGAUGUGCCAUUAAGGUAAAGAGGUAUAGAUCAAGGCAAAUGAACCUUGGGGGCCUGGAUGCAUGGUCUGCCCACCCUGAUUAAUCAGUGGUGGUGGUGGUGGUGGUGGGGAGUUGUACACGACGCUAAAGAUUUUAAGGCCCACAGAGUUGGAGACAGGAUGCAAACAGAGCUUCCUGCAAGUGACUAUGGGACAGGACUCUGCUGGAAAUGUCCAGGCUCAGUCUUCCUCAGAGAAGGACCAGGUUGUGUCCCCUUGACUCUAGGGCUCCCCAACUUUGUUCCCAGUUGAUACAAAGGCCCAGAGAUGAGGUGCAUUGUCUCCUAAACCUCCAGCUUCUCUUUAUAAAGAUGUGCAAGAAUAUUUCCAGACAGACUCUCCCCAAACUACCCUGUAAGAGAGGGAACGGAGAAGAAGGUGCAGAGUAAUGGAAAUUCUGAGGGCAUUCAUGAAAAAAGGUCAGCAUUUCUUCCCUAAAAAGCAAACAUUGGCCUGAAGCAGCUGAUGUUCUUGCCAAAGCAUCCGGGAAACAGACAGGCCCUCUAUUUUGAAUAGUAGCAUUGCUCUGCUACAAGAGUUCCCCUCCAAAUGCCUCUUAAGUUUGCUGAACUAUAGGACUUUGGGUGCCUACCCCAGUUGGAGAGUGAUCUGUUGUGUUAUUGUCGAUGUCACAUACUUUUAGUAUAAGACCCUUCACUUUGAAGCUGUUAUAAAGACCUUUUGUAUUACUCCUACAUACAACCAGUAGAAUGGAUGGAGAGGGAAGACUGGAUUUGGGUGUGCUAGCAAUGAACUAUAGUGUCACAUACUUACAUUUGAAAAUAAAAGCACA